GCAAAAUGGAAGCUAAAACUAUGUAGCAAUCGGCCUGUGUAUCUAACUUUGUGUAUGAAAUAUGCCAAGGGGGAGUAACGGGGACCUUCCCCUACCUUCUGGUUGGGAAGCUGUGAUAGAUGUAGAUGGAAAAACUUUUUAUAUUGAUCAUAAUACACGAUUAACGACAUGGAUUGACCCUCGAGAUAGGUUAACGAAGCCUCAGUCGUUUGCUGAUUGUGUAGGUGAUGAGUUACCUAUAGGAUGGGAAGAAGCUUAUAACCCUAGUCUAGGUGUCUAUUAUAUAGAUCAUAUUAACCAGGUGAACCAGCUGGAAGAUCCCAGGUUGCAAUGGCGGCAACAACAAGAAGUCAUGUUAAAAGAGUACUUGGUGACAGCACAAGAUGAUUUAGAGGCUAAAAAGGAGAUAUAUAAUGUCAAGGAACAGCGACUGGCAAUAGCUCAGGAUGAAUAUUCUCAUUUACACAAUACUCUAUCAGGAUGGAAAUCUAGUCGAACAAGCUUGAAUUCCAAUUCAAGUGUGGGAAGUACAAAGUAUGAUCCAGAUUUAUUGAAGGCCGAUGUGAACUUGGCAAAAGAAAGAGUAGCCAGGUUAAAAUGGGAGUUACAACAGAUAUCUGCCGAAAUGCAGCAGCAAGAACGUGGUGUAGAAAAACUCGCCAGGGUAGACCAAAAGUUGUCUGGUAUGAAUGGAGGUUACAGUGUAACCCAGGCCCAGGGAAUAUUAGGCAAGAUUCGACAGAUACAACAAGCAAUGUCUAAUAGUGAAAAGGAAAAGAUGGAACUAAUGCAGACAUUGGCAAGAUUAAAAGAAGAGUUUUUGUUAAGUCGUUAUGGUGGUUCGUCACCGGAUGUGUCGACACUUUCUUUAAAUCAAGAUAGUUCUACAACUGCAUCACAGACAGAUUUAAGAGGGGAGUUUGGAUUGUCACAUAGUCGUUAUAUAGUAGAGAAAGCCCGAUUACGUCUACAGUGUGAUGAAGCUUACCAAAAACUCAGUGAUCUGAAAAUCAAACUAGCAACAGUAGAAGAUAGAAUGGUUCCUGGUCAGACAGAAUCAGAUAAAGACAGGUUACUUCUUCUACAAGAGAAAGAUCAGUUAGUAAGAGAAUUACGUAGUAUAGAUCCUAAAGGAAGAUCAGAUGAUGAAAUGUCAUCUAUUCGUCUUAGAAUUCGCCAACUGGAGCAGGAUCUCCAGACCGGUAUGGAACUCUCUAAUAAACAAAUAGCAGAAAGGUUAAAACUACAGAAUGAGAAGACCUCUAUACAACAACAGUUGUCUGAAACAACCAAAUUAACAUCUCAGUUAGAAAUGCAGUUAAAAAGCAUGUCUUUUAGUACCCUCUCAAUAUCAUCGGGAUCAAGUUUAGGAUCAAUAGGAUCAUUAUCCGCCAGUAGCCGUGGUUCGUUAAAUUCGUUAAGUGCUAUGGAUAUUUAUAAUCAGGCACAGACUGGUAGUGAUGUUAAUAUACAGGACUUACAUCAACGUGUGGAAAAACUUCUUCAGGGUCACAGUACUUGUAUGUCUCCCAUAAAUGAGACGCAUGUUCCUGUGGCUGAACCAGAAGCUCUGGAAGAUUUUCCCCGACCCAUGGCGGAAAUAACAGCUGCUGCCACCGAACAGUACUUACAGAGUGUUAUGGCGAGUAGUGAAAAUGUUUCGACCGCAGUUAAACCUCCGUCACCAAAGACUUCGUUGUCCUCGGCACAAUCACCUCCCUCUUCUCCUUACGAAGUGGGACCCCCACCAUCUUACGAACAACACGUAGAGCGUCAAAGACGUAUACAAAUCGGUAAUUCAUGGACUGUGGCGCCGCCGCCAACUCUUGAGCAAUCAAAAAUUGUGGAACUGCUUCCUAAUGUGAGACCUGUGUCCAAUCAAAAUGUGCCUUCAAAUUUGGGUGCAGAAGUGGCGGUUAGCAACAAUAAUAUGAAUAAUAAUAACUUUAUGAGGCGUCAUGGAGGAGAACUAUUUGAUUCUACUUCAAACCCUCCUCUUAGUCCUAUUAGUGAAAGUAGUUCGGGUGUGUGCAACAAUUUAUCGGGAGGUAAUACACGCAGUGUUUCGGCAGCCGUCAGUGACGAGUCUGUAGCAGGAGAUAGUGGGGUGUUUGAGGCAGCUGUUAAGAGGACUGGUGAUAUUGACGAGGUUUUAGAAACGAAACUAGAAAGUGCUCAGAUCCAAAUUAAAUUAAAAUAUGAAGGGGUGGAUAAAAUACUUUGUAUUGGUGUGGAACAGGGACGUAACUUGUUAGCUCUUCCUUUUCCUAAAAAUAGUCGAGUUUGCAUAAAAACAGCCUUACUUCCCCAUACUGCUGCUUUCUGGGAGACGAAGGCUUUGUUCGAUUUGAAGUCGCCCAAAUUUAAUGAGAUUCAUACAGUUGAAAUAGCAGAAUCGAAACUCUUUUCUCAGACGUUACAAGUUAAUGUCUUCUGUAUACUGGAAGCUGGUCGAGAUGACUGUUUGGGCUCAUUUCAAGUGAGUUUAGCGGACUUCGAUCCGAAAGAAGUAUCUAUUAGAUGGUAUAAUAUUUUGAACUUUAAGUUUAUGCAACCAGCUGGUAGAAAAGUUUGUACACCGAGUCAACAAUCAUCUUCUGGUAGUUCUGAUAUCAACAAAUCUUCAUCACAAAAUAGUCAGAAGGAUGGUAAUGAUAGAGUUCAAUUAUUGCUGGAAGCGUCGUCUGCUAAAUUACGUAAAUCUUCAUUAACAAGUGAUGAUCGUUCUUCAUCUCUAGAAAAUACGAGUCAAUUAAAAUCUUUGCAAGUUAAAUUAAAGGAAGAAUCAAGUGAUGAAUCAACAAUCAUAUCAUCACAAACAUCUACAUUAACCAGAAAUCAAGGACCAGAAGCUAUGGAGGGUCAUGGUGAUGUAAAUGAUGUAGAUGGUGAUUACUGUGAAGAUUGUGAUGAUGAUAUUGAAGAGGAAGAUGAAGGGGAUUAUAAUGAAAUGCAACAGCUAGUCCUUGAGGAACUAGAAAGGCUGGAGAAUUCAGACAACUUUGAUGAUAGAUUCACAGAAUCGGAUGAAUCACUCCAUAUAAGGAAGUGUGAUCAAUCGACCAAUACAGAAGGAGAAUAUCGUCUUCGGGAAAAUAAACGGCGAACACAUGAAGCUGUUCGAAACAGUGCCAUCAGACGAUCUCAGACAUUUUCACCAGCUUGUCGUCAAGGUCCUGGAUACAUCUGUAAGCUCAAUAGAAGUGACAGUGAUAGCUCAAUGCCUAAAUAUAAGAAGGGUCCAUUCCAUAGGAAUGCUCUAGAGAGACGAAGUUUAAGAUGGAAAAAACCUGAAGUUGAAACAAGUGGCCCUCCAUCUGGCCAUCUACCAAUUAGAACCUCUCUAGAUCUGGAACUAGAUCUACAAGCUAAUCACACCAAGUUUGAUCAUUUACAAGAUGAAAUCGCACGAUUAAAAGAUAUCAACAAUAGAUUGUUAGAGGCUAAAACAAAAGGUGAAACUGAAUUACCCCAGUGGAUGAGUGAUGACCAAAGUUUCCAAAACCUUUUAUCAGAGGCAGAAAAACUGACAUUAUCAUUAUUAAAAAGAUGUGCCCAGAGAAAUGAUAUGAAGACGCAGGCCUCAAAACAAGAGAGAAGAGCAGAACAGUUAUUAAAACGUGCUACCAGAGAUGUUCAGCGUAUGAGAAAAAACAGCCCUGCUUCUAAUGUUAUAUCAUUCAGAGAAAAGAUGGCAUUUAUUACAUCUGCAAAAACAACCGUUCCUGUUUUACCAGGAAAUAUAAUAACUGCUGAAACUGACAGGGAGAGACUUGAAGAAUUCUUACGGGAUGACAGAAUUGGGGAAGAGGUGUGAAAAACUUCCUGCCACAAGCUUCUAUUGAUGUCUUCUCCUAUGAAGAUUUGGUUAUUGUUGGUACCGUUCUUGCAGAUCUAAACCCUUUAAUGUGGAAGUCGCAUGAUUGGAAAUGCGCUCAGAAUAUCAGUUGGCAGUUUCAUUAUAAACCCACUGAUUAUUCUUGUUUGCAUGGUGAUCAGUAACACUGCUUUUGUGUUGUCAUGGUGAUCAAUAACACUGAUUUCUGUUGCUAUAGUAAGAAACAGGACCGAUACUGUGGGCUAUAGCAGCAUUAAUUCAGUAGAUGAAAGUCAAGGUCAAUUCAAGGACAGAAUAGAAUAAUGCAGCAGAUUAAAGGGAAAGAACUCUGUUGGUUUAUUUAGAUCUUAAAACCAAAGAAAUCAAUUAAUUUGUUGAUUAAAAAGACCAAUUGAAUGUUUGAAAGUGAACGAAAGGUAAAUCUGAGGAAUGGAAUCGUGGUAUGUAAUACAGCAUUAUAAGUUAAUAGGACUAUUACGAGUUCAAAUGGUUUAACUGUAUGUAAAAUGAACAUUGUACAAAUGAAAGUUCUGGUAUUUUCUUGAAAAGUGGACCUAUUAUAAUUAUAUUUCAUUGUUUAUAUACUGAACUUUGACCUUAUGAUAUUACUAUAUUUGGAAUUUUCAUUUUGUGAAAACUAAAAAAAAAAAAGGUUAUAAAAUGAACUUUCAAAAAAAUAUUCCAAAAUGUGUGGUAUAUUCUAUAAAUGUUAUUAUAUUCUGAAUGUUUUUUUUGUUUUUUUGAAAUAUUAAAAUUAUGUGGAACCACUAUUAUGAUAAGCAUUAUAUAAAUAAAAAUGUGUAUUAUCUAAAUAUUGUCGUCAUUAAUAAUAUAGUCAGCUUUUAUUUUAAGAACUAUUUUGUUUUGUGUCAGUUACUUUAUUCCGUCAAGCCUUUCUUUUCAUUAUGAACAAUUAAUCGAACACCGAUACAGUAAUUAAAAUAUUUCCUGUUUAUUUCCUAUGUGAGUAAAUAAAUGAAUAGAAAUUUUUUUAAAUUUUCUGACGAUAAAUUAGAAAUUGGGUAUUAUCAGGCUCACAAAUUCAUUUUUGUUGCAUGUAAUUAUGUCAUAUUAAUUGAUUAUGGCCAUUUAUAUCUUUCAUACCUGAAAAAAUUUUUUUUGUCUUUUAAAGAAUUUAAUUUUGUACAACAUCUAAAAGAAAGGUUUGACUGUUAAUAGUCAUGGUUGUGAAAUACUAAUGAUUACUACAUGUUAUUAUAUAAUUGGACUGUGGAAUAUAUCUAUUUAUCCUCAUUUAUCAUAAAAAUUAUAUAUAUAAUCACGCUUAUAAUUUUAUGUGAUUUUCUGUGAAAUAUGAAACUGUAUAUUUACUUUAUAUCUUUUGCUGGGUCUAAAUAAAAUGAUAUUAGAGCUGCUGAUAAUUAUUUGAUGGAUUUUGAAUCCCUUGAAAAUUACAAUAUUGUGACAAGGCCACUUUUUAUUACAAUUAAAUCUAAGCCUGAAGAUUAUCAAAGUUGGAAAAUGUUAGCGUGGAUUAAGCAGUGAAAUAUUAUGGUGGGGCCUAUUAUCCAAAAAAUGCAAAUGAUGAGUGGCUUAAAAAUUAGACUGCAAUUUUUGAGGGUUUUUUUUUGUUUUUGUUUUUAUUACAAUUACAUGCAAAACUAACUAUAUUUGGAAACGAUAAAUAAAUUUCAGAUAUUAAUUAGAUUCCAAAAAUACUUUAACUAUCAUAAUGAUGUGAAAAAAUUAUUGAAACAUUUUCAUCAAUUAGAGACCACUGAAUAAAAGUCCAUUUGUAGCUUAAUGAAAAAAAAAACCAACAAAAAAACCCCUCUGAUCCCGUUUAUUUCAGCUUAAAGAUAA
Messenger RNA from Patella vulgata (common limpet), 5662 nucleotides. RefSeq names its product protein WWC2. The record is from RefSeq and is a predicted model, not a curated record. Gene Ontology annotation, biological process: negative regulation of organ growth; regulation of DNA-templated transcription; cell migration. The coding region runs from base 62 to 3817 and encodes 1251 amino acids. Lineage: Eukaryota; Metazoa; Mollusca; Gastropoda; Patellidae. Gene Ontology annotation, cellular component: cytoplasm. Gene Ontology annotation, molecular function: molecular adaptor activity; kinase binding. The transcript has 24 exons.